Messenger RNA from Saccharomyces eubayanus, 591 nucleotides. It is a transcript of the gene GFD1, whose product is annotated as Gfd1p. Lineage: Eukaryota; Fungi; Ascomycota; Saccharomycetes; Saccharomycetales; Saccharomycetaceae. The transcript has a single exon. Bases 1 to 591 code for a protein of 196 amino acids. The record is from RefSeq and is a predicted model, not a curated record.
AUGCCUCUAGAGUCUAUAUGGGCCGAUGUCCCUGACGAAGAACCAGUAAAGAAACAGAAGCCAAUUCACAGACGGAAUAACGAUAACAAAAAUAAUAAUAAUAAUAAUAAUAAUAAUAAUAAUAAUAAUAGGAGGAACAGCGACAACAAGCCAAACAACAACAAAAGAGACACCGAAACCAAGACAAAUCACAAUAAAAGAAACAAUGAAACGAAGACAAAGAACAAAAUCAAAGAUACGCCUGCCAGACAGAAGAAUCCGCCUCGUAACCAGGGCAAGACUUCCACUACAAACGAACCAUUAACGGUGAAUCCCUUUUCCCAAAAGACAACCGAGGUGCCUCCCCCACCUGUUUCGCCUAGCAAGAAUAAGCCUGCUAAAACGAAGUCCAAACUGGAUGCCGCUUCAAAGAUGAAAUUACUAAAGAAGAAGAUCGAAGAACAAAGGAAAAUACUUCAAAAGACUAGUCAUGAGGAGCAACAACAACAGUUGUUGAUGGACUUCUUGAACGAUGAGGGGAACUCGAACUGGGUAGAUGACGAAGAAGAAGAACUGAUCCUUCAACGUUUGAAUACCUCCCUGAAAAUAUGA